Messenger RNA from Cercocebus atys (sooty mangabey), 1916 nucleotides. RefSeq lists its product as uncharacterized. The record is from RefSeq and is a predicted model, not a curated record. The annotation marks the transcript as partial. NCBI's taxonomy places the organism in Eukaryota, Metazoa, Chordata, Mammalia, Primates, Cercopithecidae. The transcript has a single exon.
CCCUUUUCUCACUCUAGCUGCUGCAAAGAGGACCAGAGCUUCCAGCGAUGUUCUCCAGAAGAUCAAGUUACUACAGACGCCCAGCAUCGUGGAGCCUCUUCUAUUUCACAACCAAAUGUAUCUCUUGGUCAUAAAAUGUCUUAUUCCCCUAUAACAUGUAAAGUCAAUUCAGCCAAAGCAAGUAGAAGGUUGUUAUCUCUAUCAAGUCCAUCUUUCUCUGAAAGAAGAUGUUCUCUAUUUGUUGGAUUUCAAAAAAGAAAUGCUUCCUCAUACCGUCAACAAAGUAGAGCUAACUUUGAUUCUGAAGAAGACACAAGCUUCACUGAUUUAAAAUCUUCCUCAGACCAUUUUGGUAGCUUUAUGUCCUGCAGGAGACGUUUCUCAUCCCGUAAACUAAGUAUAGUUUCCUAUUACAAGAGUGCCAAUUUUUUUGAUCCUCAAGCAAGUGGCCAGAAUGUGUUUAAUCUAAAAGAAAUCGAAAUCUUUUCUAAAACCUCAAAUAAUACUGAUGCUAAAAAACAUAUAACCAUCUCUGCUCCUGAAUAUAACACUAAAAAUUUUAAGAAUUUUGAAACAAACACUACUUCUCCAGCCUUUGGAAACACUAUUGAUACAGCCUCCUAUCAACAAAGCACAUCAUCCUUCUUUUCUCUUGCAAGUGAUGUUUCCUCUCCCGAUCAACAAAAUGGAAUUGCCACUGAUAUUCAACAAAGGGGCCAAUUAUGUAAAGAUUUAAAAGAUUUCCUUCAUCCUGGUACUGAAAGUUACAGCACAGAUCGUUCUGCAAUCACGAUUCAACAGCAUCCCUCUCAAAGUGGAACUUUCCCAUUCCUCCAUAAAGCUGGAUUUUCUUCAUCUUAUAAAAAUUCUGGUUGCUUUAUCCCAUUUCAAAACGAAGUAACUUCAGGCCCAUCUGAAGAUGAAGACUUUGCUGUCUUGUUUCAAGAUGAAGACAGAUCUUCGCCUAUUGAAAUUCCUAAAAUAAGGUCACCUCAGACUUUACCCUGUCUUAGAAGGGCACCUCAAAUAGUUUUCCCACCAGUCACUGUCAUAGUCUGUAGAACUCAUUUCUCAUAACUCCCCUUUCCUCACCAAGCUUCACUGCAUUUUCUGAAAAAGAUUCCUACAUUGCAGUAUAAAUUUAAUUGCUGUACUUUUGAAAGUUAGUUUAUUGAUGUUAUUGGAGUAUGGAGGUCAAAGAUGAUUUUGUUUCAAGUUUUUUUCAGAUUUACUGCUUAAAGAUGGGCUAAUCUCAGAUUUCUGAGUGACUGUUGUAAUACUUUUGUGGUCUAAAAAUAACAUCAAGCCUUGGUGUAUGGACCUUCUAAAAGUAAUACAUUCUUUGAGAGUUUAGUAUCCCCUUUUAUCAUACUCUAAUCGUUAGAAACAGUAUUCUUACAUAAUCUCUAGAGUUAUAUUCAUCAGUACACACAUUUUCAUAUAUAUCAGCCUUGCUAGCUAUAUUUCUCGUGCCCGAUGUUCCACUGACAGAUGAUGUUUUUAUUAACAUAAGAAUCAAAUUAGAAGUUAAAAAUGUUUAGCGGAAUAUGUAGAAUAUUUUGUAACCAGAUAUUUUAACUAAGUAAUUUUAAUACACAUUCAUGUCUGUGCAAAUCUGGGCAUUCAAGGAAUUCUGAAAUCAGGAAAAAGUAUGUAUAUUAGUCUCCCAAAAUUUUAUUUUUAAAAAUGAAUGUUUUUCAUUUUUUUACCAUCGUAUUGAACAAAGACUAUUAUAAAGCAUUUAUCAAAGUAGCUAAUGAAUGAAAAUGCAUGUAAGCAGUUGAAAACAUUUAAGUUAGAAUACAAUUAGAUUUUAUAGAGGAAAGGAAUUUGCAUUAUUUCUAAUUAUCCUAAUAAAAUAUCCCCCAAAUUUGUAUCAUGGGGCUAAAAUGUUAUUUUUACUUUUGUGGUUUUCU